GCUUGCGCCUCGCUAAGUGGGGAGACCUCAUGUGCCGGAUCCUCGUCUUUUCUGUGUUCUUCAUUUGUUUCCUGACUUUCUGCAAAGCCUCGCGGGCUCUGCCUUUUAUGUCCCAGCUUCCUUCUUUGGGAUCUAGUCUGCAGGCGUUCUCCCCCGAGUCUGCAACUCGACCGACAUUCUAACUUUUAUGGCGUUUUUCGAUUUGAGGGGAAACGCAGAAAACGGAGAAGAGGUGGCGAACGGAGUCCUCACAUGUGGCCAAACAUGUGACUGGGGGAAAAGGAUCGAAGAACUAUGCAGAUAUAAUCCGGGAUUUAAUCUGCGGGAGUUUUAUCGUGUCUUUGGCCGCAAUGAGGACUUAGUCUUGUGCUACGGCCCGCUAGACGAGCAGACCCAGGACGGAAUGGACUAUAAAGAGCUCUUGAUCCAGG
This is a messenger RNA of Amoebophrya sp. A25, 431 nucleotides long. The record is from the annotation of a GenBank genome assembly. NCBI's taxonomy places the organism in Eukaryota, Dinophyceae, Syndiniales, Amoebophryaceae.